GUGGGAACCGUAGGACUGGGUACCGCUAGUGUAGUGUAGCAUGCAGACAGCUUACAUGAAGAGAAUGAUUUCCAAUUUUAGUAGCAUCAACUUGACCGCGAAAUUUUAUUUUAUUCCAAUCGAGAUUCUUCUAUUUGAUAUCAACUUUCUUUGUCCUCUACAAAAUUUAUUCUGGAUAACUGCAGAGGCAUUUUUGUGUCCUACAUACACAUAUGUAAUUAUUAAUGCUGGAAAAAAACCAUCGUGUUGUAAGCGUACGCAACCGUCUACAUCUUGUCUUGCAAUAACAGCCUCGAUAAGAAAGUUGGCGCAACGGUUCAAGGGAAGCUUCCCAAAUUACAAAGACCCCGACGUGGGCUACUGUUAACCUACCCGAGCAUAAGCUAAAACACCAAUGAGUGUAAAAGCAAAGGCCACAGGGAGGAACGAACACAUGUUACACAAGGAUAGAGGAGCCUGUGUAAUAACGGAGCAAGACUCAAAACCAGAUUGUGACACGACCUACAUCAGAGUGACUGUGUAUUGCAAGACCCGUAGACAAUUUUUUUUUGAAAGUUUGUUAAAUUUCAUCUGGUUGAUCCGUUGUAUUUGGUUAGUUAUAUAUAUAUAUAUUUUGAAUUGGAAGUGGACAUAUCUGAACGUGUUGAAACUGGUUGUACUGAGUUAUCAAGACGCUUAGGUAUGUGUAGUCUAUUAAUUAUGAGUUCGAACUUGCUUUGGUUUGAAUCUUAAGCCUUUUUUUCUAUUUCCUUAAGAACCAUUAGACCGAGCCUAACCAUAUAGCUAUUUGUAUUCUCUAUUUAGUAUUUGGGAGAACUCUUUAUCAGUAGCGAGCAUAAGUGCGGGUACAGAAGUUGUUUGAUGAUUAUGUAAUGCGACGUACUAGUCGAUAUGUAUUUAGAUUAGUCUUUCAGGGUUGGUUUGAAUAUUGAAAGUUAUCGUUAGGUACAAGACAAGCUACGGUUUAGGAUUCAAUAGAAGAAAAGUAUUUGUGUAAAAAUAGUUAAGAAGGUUCA
Messenger RNA from Hypoxylon trugodes, 1016 nucleotides. RefSeq lists its product as uncharacterized. Lineage: Eukaryota; Fungi; Ascomycota; Sordariomycetes; Xylariales; Hypoxylaceae. The transcript has 2 exons. The coding region runs from base 41 to 367 and encodes 108 amino acids. The record is from RefSeq and is a predicted model, not a curated record.